CUCUCUUCGCACCUCUCCACUGCAAAGUCAUGCUUGUGGUACCGGAAAGGUAAAAACAGGGACCUUUGGGCCUCCGUCCCAGAUGUUGUGGAGGAUAUCGCUCGGGAAAAGGCAGUCCCUUCCGGUGCACGGGCCAUGGACGUCGAGGACCGCGACUCCGACUCGGAGGACCUUCUUAACGACUUUCAAGAUGUCUUGGAGAAUAGGGACCUGUUUAGUUUUGUCUUAACAGGUCCCCCAACGGCGUCCUGCUCCUCUGGGGAACCUCAGGCCUCUUCCUCCACUGGUCGCAUCUUCCAGCCGCCCACUGCACCGCCGCAGACGCUAUCUCUGGACGACGAUGAAGACACGCGGAUCAAAGAAGAGGACCUUCUUGCCGGGAAGGUCAUAAGGAUGGACGCACGGGUUGUUGAAACGUGGAAAGUAAUGUUUUUUCCUGAUGAGGAUGAGGCAGAGGGCCGAGGGGAGGACGUUUGGAGACCUUUCACAUCGGAGCUGGACUGGAGGGUGGCCAUGUGGAUUGUGAGAGAGGACGUUGGACAGAAUUCAAUGAAUAGAUUUCUGUCCAUCCCAGGAGUA
This is a messenger RNA of Rhodofomes roseus, 579 nucleotides long. RefSeq lists its product as uncharacterized. The record is from RefSeq and is a predicted model, not a curated record. The transcript is spliced from 2 exons. The annotation marks the transcript as partial. Lineage: Eukaryota; Fungi; Basidiomycota; Agaricomycetes; Polyporales; Fomitopsidaceae.